AAGCUUUCUCCGCCGCAGCCAGGUGAGCCAGAGCGGCCAGCAGAGCGGCCCAGAUGGCCCCGGCGCUCUUGCUGUUGUCCUUCUCCUUCUCCACGUAGUCCUUUGCCCGGUCGAAAGAAAACAUGCCGAGCUGCGUGAAGAAGCUCUCCAGGAUGGCCCGCUCCCGGGGGACCGGCCGCAGCUCCUCCACCUCCGUCAUGACACCGCCGGACGCCCCCCUUUAGACCGGCUGAAGGCUACAGAACCGUGCUAGCUAACUGACUGUGUAAACUCUGGGUAAGAGAAAGACCAUUUUACCAAUUAAAACUCAAAAACACAGGCACCUUAAAAAUAGUAUGACAUAAUGUCAGUCCUCGUUAUUUAAAAUAUACCACUACAGGUCUUCAAUUUGUCCUCGAAACCGCAAUUUUUUAAAUAACGUAUGUGUAUUUAGCUAACCGGCUAAUCAGCCGACGCCAUGUUGACUACCUUACAUGUAAAUACUACGGGAAGUCAGAAGAACCAAAAUACAUGCGUACCUCCAGAAAACCAAAAUUUUCUCGCAGUUAUGAAGAGCGCCAUUCAAUUUAGUGAUUGUUUUUUGUGAUUUUUAAAAAAUGUAUACUUAUUUUGCAUUUAUAAAACAUUUCUGUGUUUUGUGAGUUUUUUGCCUUUUCUUUAAGUAUUUCAUUUUGUAGAAUAUUUUUACAUACUAUUAUUUUUUGUGUGCGUUACAUAAAAACACCUUUUCCAUUUCACAAAAUAUGUAUUUAGUGAAAUGCUUUAAGUCACCAACGAACGCUUUUGCAGUUGACCCACAAAGGUAUUGUAAUUUACAUGUAAACAGUUGGUUCAUAUUAACAGAUUUGUGAAUACAAUGAUAAGCAGUAGCAGACAUUACAAAUUCAAGUGCAUUUAUGAAUCUCCAUAUGUGCUGGAGAGUGUAUGCUUUUUUUGCAUUUCCAGAUUGGGUGCCCAUUUAGCCCAGUGUAUAUUUUAAGGAUUUGCCUACUCAGAAAUACCAUCAUGACAUAUACAUUUUUGUGAAUAAUGACAUAUCUGAGUAUUUGCUAACACAAUAUUUUUUUUGUUUUUGUUUCUUCCUUUGAGACAUAGAAACAUCUUUUCAAAUGCAGUUACAACACUCUCUGCACACAUUAGGCCUAAGGGUUAGGGUUUAACGAUGAAUAAUAGGUAAUGAUAAAUCUUCUGACGUAUGACCAUGUCUUUGAACAGCAAACCAUUAUUGAUCUUUUGGUCAUGGCUUUGUAUUUGCCAUUAUCUUUAAUCAAUUAUUUGAGGUUUUAGCCUCGCCUACAGAAAUUUGAAAGACUGAAUAAGAGAUGGGACUUCUGUAAAGUUCAAACCUUCCAAAUAUAGAUAGUUCAUAGAAAAAUCACAUUGGCCGUCCUCUGUCACAUGAGAGUACAGUCAAUAAGUCAUUGUAAAAACGUAAAUCCUUAUAAAAUGAUUAGUGAAAACAGAAAAAUGAUGGCCUUUAUGAUGUCAUAGAUAAUGUGGUUUGUUGGUUUUUCCACCAAUUUGAUCCAGAACAACAAUAAUUUUAACUUCAUGUCCACAGCUUUGGGGAUCCACUGUCACUGAAACCUAUAGUGCCUCACUGUUGGUCUUGUUUUUGAGAGUUUCUGAGAAAUAUUAUUCCAUCAUCUUAACUGGAAUACUGUUGAAAAUAAUAUCUCAAUUUAUCAAACUUUAUUUCAUUUUAUGUUGCAGAAACAAGCCUUGAUAGUAAAUUAAAGGUUAUCAGUCAUUUAUUGAGACUGAACUAUAAAUGUGGAUAUAAUCGCGCAGGUCUUAAUCUCCAUUUUCUCCAAAAAGUUAUAUAAAUCUUCUAAGAAAUAAUGAAAUAAUGAUUACAGAGGCACACAGCAAAGACUGACAGACUCGGUGGUCAUUUGGGUUGAUGGAUUAACCAGCAGCCAAAGUAUGUCCAGAUUAGGGGGACCUAGGGCUCAGUUCUUAGGAGUUUUUUUUCCCCUCUAUCAGUGUACUUACGGUGUAUAACAGGAUUGCAAAACAGGGUUUAGGUUUACAAUUACGUAUUAUGAUACAUAAUGAAAUUAUAUGAUACAAUAAAUAAAGAUUCCUCACAAAAUGAUGCAGUAAUUUUGAUUCAAUAAGAUAUGUUUUGAAUCACUGCUAAAACGACAAAUUACAAAUGAUACUCUACAAAAGCAUACAGAGUGAUUUUUUGUAACCGCAUCAUACAACAUGAAACAAGCCAUAAGAGGGAUACAAUACAAUUUGUUAUGAUACAGUACCAAAAUAUGUCAUACCUAAUGCUAGGAUACAAAACAAAAUGACACCAGAAACAAGUUUUGAUGCACUAAUACAAUAUUGUAAGAAAAUUAGAUAAACGUCAUUUUUACAAUGUCAUUGAACAGACGCAUUAAUCCAAAGCGACAUACAUACAAAUCAUACACCAGUGGAGGACACAAGCUGGAAGCAAGGUAGGUUAAGUGUCUUGCCCAAGGACACAGGGGACAGACUAAGGAUAGGGGGAAUCAAACCGCCAACCUUCCAGUUAUUCGACAACUACUCUUCCUUCUAAGCUAAUGCCGUCCUGUCGCCAAAACAAAUGCUUUACAACUUGAUACAGUUUAAUGCAGUUGAUACUUAAUAAUGCAGUACAAUACAAUACAAUACAAUACAAUACAAUACCAAAGGCUGAUACUGAACAGUAUGUCAUGAUUUGUUACAUCUGAUACAGUUUUAUUUUUUAUGAAACAUCUUGAUACAACAUGAUAUGAUACGAUAUAAUGCAUAAUAAAAAGAUGAAGUAUAACACAAUGUAAUAUGAUAAAAUACAAUUUAAUACUGUGUGCUACAACACAAAUGAUGUGAUGGACAUAUGUAAUGAUGGAAUUUGCUUCAAUACAAUAAAAUAUGAUGCAUUAAAAAUAUAUUAUACAACAAUACAACACAAUAUGAUAUUACACAAUAGGAUUUGAUACAGUAUAAUUCAAAACAACGCAAUAUGGUACAAUACCAUACAAUUUAUUACAAUACAGUAGGAUAUAAGAUGAUGCAGUAUCAUUAAGGAUGAUACAAUUUGAUAUGAUAGGAUAUGAUCCAAAACGAAGGAGUAUGAUACAAUAUGAUCAGGAAUGAUAUGAUAUAUGUUACACUUAAAUGUACAGUCAAGUGAUGCAAACUGAAUAUUUGCAUUUCAAUUCUGUUUUGUAAAAGAAUAUUUAAUUCACACAUUAUUAAUUCUUGCCGGAUAAGUUGCAAAACUUUUGGUAUCCUCUUACUUUACAUCUAGCGCUAACAUCUGGUCAAGAUGAGAAAGUGACUCAGUAGCACCCUUGUGACUACAUUCCCCAUCUGUCCAUGAAACAUGUUUAUUUUCAUGUACUCUCUCUCUCUCUCCUCUCUUUCUCUCCCUCUCUUCAGGGGUGGAUCUCUACUGUCUCUAAAAAGUGUCAUCAGCUUCAAAACUUCACACAUCGCAUUUAUCCUCAUCCUCCUCUGAUCCUCCCUGCUCGGUAAGUGACAUCAUCCUCACUCCUGCGCACUUUUAAAAAAAUCAUAGAUAGCGUGAGUUUCCCUAAAUGUCGCAGACUUACUGGAGACUAGAACAUGCUGCAAUUUGUUUUAAUAUCAUUCAUGUCUAAAGCCUUAUGUUCCCCUAAGCAAUAGUUUAAGUCACACUGUGUGUCUCACACUAGAACUGAACACCAGUUCCAUUCUAAGAAGUUUUACUUUUAGGUAAACAAACUGGGAUUUAUGUUCAUAAUGACUGUGUCUUUAUAGAGGAAGCCUGUAAUUUUAUAGAGGAAUAAUCAUGAUGACAGGCUUGUAUUUUUAUUUAGACUGGAAUAUCUGUCCUAGUUUAAGACUGAUUUAUGCAAGAAAAUAAGACUAAAGUAAGUAACAGCUAAAAAAAAAUAGAAAGCGAGUUAAAAUCAGAGGAAACUAGCAAAAAUACAAAUAAAUGUGUAAUUAAAGUUAGUAAAAGAAAGCAUGCUUGUAUGUUCAAGCCUCCAUUCAGUAUUGAAAUGAAACUGAGUUAAGUCUGACUAAUUUGACUGCUAUGAUUUGAGAGUUUGAAGUGACUUUACCAGUUAAGCCAUCCAAAUGAAAUUAAAAAUUUUGUUCAGGAAAACAGUGUCAUUAAAAUGUGCAAAAAUGGAAGCAAAAUACAUUUUUGUAAAAGCAACCUUAUUUUCCUUUGAAUGUGAAUCAAAGGUAUUUCCAAUUUGAUUUAAAUUUUGAGGAUAUUUUUGCAGAGAGAAACCUUUUUACUUAACUCACCUUAUCCUGAAAAAAAUCCUCUCAGUCUGAGGUAGUGAUGUUAUUACAUUUUUGGAGUGAAAGCAGGUUUGAAUCUUAGAUUUGAAUCUAUUGCUCCUCAAAAACAUAAUCAAACUCCUGCAGAAAAUGCUCAAACUAUGACUUUAACUCUGUCCUGUGCACAUUUGCACAAAAGAUCUGUUCAUCUUGUCUGUACUCUGAUAGCUUGAAGCUAUUGAACAGUAAAGUAAAGUCACAGCAGUGACACUAACUUUGCUUGAUUAAUUGCCUUUAUGUACACAAAUUCCCAGAAUGUCAGACAGAAUGUCAUGCUUUUGGUCACACAUUAAAUUGCGGCCAAGUAUUGCAUGACCUAUAAAAAAGACCGUGAAAAGAUGGAGAUGUUUUCCAGGAAAACCAUUGAAACAAGACAAAACCCCUACAGAGGCAAGGCUGCUGUUACGCUGUACCAUACUGCACUGUAGUGCCUCAAGGUCAAUGCUGACACCAGUGUGUUUUUAUUAUAAUAUAAAUUAUAUCUAGCAGGUAUAUGAUUAGCAGCUUUACCUUAGCUAAAAGUGUUCCCGUGUGUGCAUUUGUAAGUAAUACACUACUAAGUUUAGGUCAGUGGAUUUGCAGUUCUAAGUAUUAGAAGUGUUAUUUUUUUUACCUGAUGGUGGCGCUACAUGAAAAGUCAUGGGAUCACCAGAAUGGGGUCAUAAAAAAUGAAGAAGACUACAAAACUAAAAUCAGCCUUAGAAAUGAAAAGUCAGAGGAUUCACACUCUAAACACCAUGAACAUCCCUUUAAACAUGGGGAGAAAUCAAAACAAUUUUUGUGGAGGGACUGGGUCUGACCAAAACAACCACAAAUGUCAGUCUGUUAAUAUCAGGAGAUGAAGAUACUGAUAUUUCUAAAAACCACUCAAAGGGAGGCAUUUAUAUAAUUGAUUCCAUUAGUUUUAGAUAUACUAGACUCAAGGUUGCUGAUACCACAUGAUAGUUUCAUUCUACUCUGUUAGAUUUUUCUUAAAUCCUUCAUCACUUUGAAAAACUGGUUUGUCUAAGCCUUGGACAUGUUUGCUUUGGGGAAUUUUUAAAACUCAUGAAAACAGUCCAUAAAGACAGAUGCAGUGGUUUAGAAGAGGCUUCCACCAUGAUAGUCCAUGUUUGAGGAAUAUUUGGCAUGGAUGCAAGAUUACCCCAUUAUUAGUCAUGCUUUUUGAGGAACCUUGCACUUUCAAACAGAAGUCAACAGACUUGAUUUUCAAUGGCUGACCUAGAUAUCCAUAGUGAAAAAUCAGGUUAGUUAAUAGUACUAUAUAAUCCUGAUACCAUGUUGGUGUUUUCAUUUUUUUAAUGUGAUGGGAUGCAACAAUUUUAUAUUGAUUGCAUGUAUGCACAUUACCUGAGCCAAAAACUAAUUACAGAUGGACUGUGCUGCCUUAUAUGUGCCGAUGAGCUGUUAUUUUGUUAUAAAAGAUACAUACAUCCAGUAUGAUAUAUCUCACAGCUGCAGUUAAUAUUUAAAAUUUAGAGAUGCAGAGGGAAUGAUUUACAGUCAGUCAAUGUGCAGACGAUGCAGCGCUGUUAGAAGAAAGAUUUGUUGAAACUUUUUUGUUGUUUUGUUUUUCUGUUUUUGCCAAAUUAAAACUUGUAGCUUGAAACGAGAGAUAUGCAAUCAAGUGCUAUCUAGCUAAAAAACAAAAACAUAUUUUGGGUUAAGAUAAAAAAAAUAAAUUAAUGAAUUAAAAAAACUCACUUUUUUUUUCUACCACAAUCAGCUCUAUUUUAUUCAACAAGUGAAAUAUUGUCUUUUUUCAUCUUAAGUGUCAUUCUAGCAUAUCAUAUUUUUCAGAUAUCAAACAUGAUGAAAUACUGGGGAAAAAUUCAAGGAUAGUCAACAUGCAGCACUGUUUAGUGAUAAAAAAACAAACAAACAUAUGUUAGUUUGAAAACCUUCUUCAAAUACAUUUUGUCCAGGCCACCAGGUCUAUUUUAAAUCAGAAAAGGUUAAUUUUUGUCUUUCUUUACUCUGAGAAGCACAUUUUCAUACACUGAUGAACAAGAUAUCAGAAUAUCAAGGAAAAAAUCUGCCAAUAUACAGAUGACACAUUGUGUUUCAUGGGAAAGACAAAAAUACUUCAAAAGUGAUUCAUGUUAUCAUGUUUUUACCAUAAACAUCAAGUGUUUAUUGAUCUAAAAAGACUCUUAAACUGUAAAAAUAUUAAGUCAAACUUGUAGUUGAUGUUCUGGUUUGCUUUGUUUUGGUUUGCCAAUGAAACACAUUUAAGCUAAAUGCAGUUCACCUAACACUCCUAAACCUGAUGUUUUUGCAAUUUCACUUUAAAGCCCAUACUGUUCCUAACAGAGACAAAAGUUGCACAUUUCAUGGUUUUAUAUAAAAAAAACAUGACAUUUCUCAUAAAUAUCCAAAUUAUUACUUCUAGUAUGAACUAGCCAAGAAAAAUUGAUCGCUAAGUGUGUAACUAAUCAAUUUAAGUUCAAUUUCUUUUCUCAUAUAUAACCCUGAUCAAAAAAACACUGUGACACAGACACUCAGAGAUUUUCUCUAUAGUUUCCUUACAGUAAGAGAAAUUGACUUGUGUUCAUGUGCUGAGGUCAAAAGUAUUAAAACUUCGAGAAAAAGCUCUUUUUUGUGCUCUGCAGAUCAGCUGUGUAAUCACAGUUAAAGGAAAGGUUUGUUGCAAAACUUCAAGCUAUACGUGACUUGCGGGCUUGUUGGAUAUGUAUAUUACUUGGAAAUGAGAAAUGUUGGAGUCUUUUUCCUGGAGUCAGGAGAGCCUGAAGAAAAGAUUUUACAUUACAUUGCAUAUACCCACUCUACAAAUCAAUGCUAUUUUUGCAAUAAUUUUGUUGCCUCUCUUUUAUGUGCCUUUAGACUGCUCACCACUUAAACCUAUCAGCAGCCAGGUUUUGUGCCUAUGCUUUUCUCAAUUUUUAUUUUAAAUUCAAAAAUUUGCUGUAUCAGAUAGUAAAAUGCUUGUUCAGUGCUAAAAGGUGAAUAAAACACCAGAAUUAGUUAGGUAAGACGAGCAGUAGUUUGCUCAGAGAGGUAGCCAGGGUGGCCCCCUUGAAAUCUGAUUGUCUAUCCCAGGUGCCAUUCCAAGAUCCUAAGCUUUGAUUAGCUAUUUGCCUGAUCAGAAGUGGGACUUUAGGUAAAGUCAACUAUUUGGGCAUGUAGCUUUCUUUGUCUUUCAGUUAAACUCAUUUUUCUGUCUUAGAGCCAACUGGACAAAUAUCUUCUUUUUAAGUACUUAAGGAGUAAAACUUUUAAGAUUUAUAUAACCACUUAGUUGACUCUUGUGUCAUUUUAAAGUCAAUAUUUCAACCAUAGACUGUAUAUACUAUGGACAACUUGGUUCCCCCUUCCACCAGUGUACGGAUUUGAAGCCGAAAAAUUCUCAGAAAUUCUGCAUUUUUUUUUCUCUGCUUCCUGAAACCAACAUUGAGCAGUAGCGUGGUGCGCAUUUGGUGGGAGAAUCGCCAAGAGUCUCUGUGAUGACGCUCAGCUCAAACAACGUAUCGCCAGGUUGAGCUGCGCAAUCUUUGCACGCCCAUAGGCUGUAUAUUUUGUGAAAUAAAUUUCUAAAGUUUGUCCACAGCUCCAUAAGUUUUGCAGGAGGAGUUGGGAUUUAUGACCUAUACUGCAGCCCGUCACCAGAGGGUGCUGUUCUCCGAGUGUCUUCACCCAGCGAGGAGGCAGACGGCGUCCAUUCUAUAUACAGACUAUGAUUUCAACAGAUAAAUAAAACUGCUGCACAAUGUUUUCUGAGGCUUGAUAUUCUCACAUUAAAAUAAGAUAUACCCAUGGGUUUACCUUCAUAUGCUGUACCCUGAUUACUACUUUCUUAACUUAACACAAAUAAAAUUUGACAGUUAUUGUAAAUAAUCUUAUCAAUGUCACUCAUUUGGAAACACACUGUUUUCACUCAAGAAAAUGUAAUGAUAAUUUUUUUAAUUUUUAAGUUAUUUUUAUGUUCUAAGUUUUUAAUUUUUAAGUUUCAACUAAUUAUUAUAAUUUUUACAUAACAAAUCCUUCAAAUUAACAAGAUAAUUAUCUAUUUAAUUCAGAACUUAUUUUUUAUUUCUCUGUGUUACAAGAUUAAAUUUACCCGAUUUAGAAAAACACGGCAGAUUUUUUUCAUUACCAAAAAAUUACCUCGUUAUCGUGAAAUAUCGUGCAUUAUAUUGUCGUCGUCGUCGUAAAUCGUUAUUUCUGGACCGCCUGUCCUCUGCUCCAAACGCGGACACUGUCCCUUUAAGAACUGUCUACGGUUUGUUUGCGGAAGUGGUCCGUUAAUCAAAUGUCCCGGUCCUACCCUCUUUCCCCUCCGGUAUUAAUCAUGUGUUUAAUACUUGAGAGUCGACUGAGUGGUGGUUUUGUUUCAUAAGAUUCCAGCAUACAUUAAUAUCUUUUAAAUUCUUGUAAUAGUUGGAGUUAAAAUACAUUUUCGGACACCUUCCGCAAGGAUACAGCAGUCAGAGUAGGGUAAAGGGAACUGUAAGCCACGAUGGCGCUGGAAAUAACUGGUGAGUCUCUUCAAUUUGACACAUUUUGUCUGUUAAUUCGUCAAAAAAAGAGAUAAAUUUGUAAUGCGGUUGCUUUUAAGGGGAUAAAAAGCACGUUUACAGGCUGAGUCUGUGGCUAGAUUUAAGAUCGCUGUAUGAUCGUCUCCAUUUGUCGUGUUUUAUCGGAUAAAACUGCUUCAUUAGCCUCUUUAAAGAUAACCCUUUAAGCUUAUCUCAUCUUCUUGUUGCUCUGAUUAAAAAAAAACACUUUGAUUCCAUAGAUUUUAAGCUUUAACAUGAAUCCCUGUGUGUCUUUUUCACGAUGAAGCUGGAAGUCUGCAGAUGAGGACACAAACUGCAGGGUCCCCAUGUGAGCUCCUAAAACAGACUUCCCUUGCUGUAUUCUGUCUUUGUGUUCAAAACCCCCAUUCAAAGAUUAUUGCUGAUAAAAUGUCCCCUUAAGUAAUGCUUGAUAAAUUAAACAGAGCUAGUUUUGUGUGUAAAUGUUAGGCAGCUGGUAUUCUGAGCUGGUUUUUAAAUUACCUCUUUGUGUGACUUCUAACACUAUUUUCACUGUUGAGCUGCAGAGAGAGGAAGAUGGUAGAAAACUGUGGGAAAAAUCUGUUCUGAAAAUCUUAUACCUAAAGGGGAAUAAUAAUCUGAAAUCUCACUGAAGCCCUUUAGUAGUCUGGGAUUCAUAUUUUUGGCUUGGUACAAACAUGUUAGAUUUUUACCAGUCUGUCGUGUAACGCCACGCACAAAUGGGGUACUUUUUUUGGUUGGGGAAGUGAUAACCACUGCUAUGAUAUGUUAUGACCGUGACUAAACAGAGAACAGACCGCUAUUAAGUUUAGUGAAUAGCUUCCUUUGGCACUGGAUCAUCUUACCUCCCUCAUGAGGAUGUCGUUGGUGUUCAGAUCAGACGUUUUGACAGUCUGAUUGACAAUCUUUGAGGUUAGGAUGCUGCAAAACCCAGAGAGUUUGGCUCCAAAACAAGCCAAUCUCUCUAAUUAAGAUAAUUGUACUGCAGAAAUUUAUCUUUGACCUGCGUGUGCAAAUACAUGCCAUAAAACCUCAAAGUACUGGUUUCACAAUGAGACACAAAAUAUUCAGAAUAAGACAUAAAGUAGCCUGUUGUUGAAAAAAAAAACUGUAUCAAUUGCAAUUUGCAGUAUGAGGUCAGAAAGGGACUUUAAAGUGCAAUUCUUAAGGAGAUAUUAUGAAACUGGAGUGAAUAGGGUUUUUUUUAAUAUAUAAAGAGAGUUUAUUACCUUGAUCCUGAGGGAAAAAGCUGAAAGUAGGGGUUUUAUGGAUGACUGUGGUCAUCUAAGAGUUUCCAGCCGAGACAAUGAACGGUCUUUAUAACGGUGGGACAGCUGAGGGAUGUUCAGUAUGACUUCGGAAAAAAAAAAAGAGAAAUUUUGGCAUCAAAAAUUCCUUUCCAACAUAAAAAAAACUACAACCACGAUUCUCCAAAAGUUUGGACUUAUUGUUCAUGAAAAUGUUUCUAAUAAAGUCUGAAUCAUUCAAACCCAGUAUUGAUUUGAAAAUAGAACAACACUGUGAACGUCUGAGAACUAGUGAUGGACACAGCAGUUCUUUUAGAUGUACUGAAUCACUAGAAUCAGUUCACUAAAAGGAUUCGUUCAAAAGAUUUGUUCACCAAAUCACCAAAUCAUUUAGCACUUGGCGGGGGAAGCCUGCGAUUCCGACCUCCUGAACUGAUACACAGCUGAACGGUUCAGGAUUCAGUUCAAGUCAUAGCUUCUGGGACCAGGAGACGAGAGUGUUUGGCUGUGUUGCUUUGGCAGACAGGUUUGUAAAAAUGAACUUGUUCAUAAGUUAUGAUGUUUUUAAGUGUACAUGGUACACUUGUGCUAUUUAUCAGGUCUGCUCGGUAAAUUGGGGUCAGUGAGUGAUUCGUUCACUGAAUGUUUAGAAGAAUUCACACUGAACACGCACUGUUCCCUCGCAAACCGCUAAAAUGAUGAAGGAUGCUGCGGGUUUUGUGUUACUUGUUACAUGCUGUGUCCUGCAAGUGGUUGUGGUGGCAAUUAAGCAGUGAAAAAAAGUUAGUUUUGUCCGACAAAAAUGAUUCCAGAGUGUAGUUCAAUGCGUGAUUCGUUCACUAAGUGAUUCAGGUGUCCAUCCCUCGUUUGCCAGCUGCUGGCCUGGUAAUGCUGUUUCUCACUCCAGCUCAACUGAAGUGAGAAACGAAUGAAUCACUCGAGGAAGUGAUUCGGAUCAGUAUGUUCACUUAAAAGAUUCGGUUCUUUUGAACAAAUCGUUCGCGAACGACACAACACUAUUGAGAACUGGGGGGAGCAGUUUCUGGAGUUUGGAUAGUGAAAUGUCGCGACGUGAUAAAUAAUUUCAGCCCAACAAUUCAGGGUCUCUUUUGUUUCAUGAUGCUCCAAUGAUGUUAGUCGGUAAGUCAGGACUGCAAGCAAGUCAGUUUAGCAGCAGGACUCUUCUACUACAGAGACAAGCAGUUGUAAUUCAUACAGAAUCUGGUUUGUCAUCAUCUCGCUGAAAUAUGAAGGUCUUCUCUGAAAAGGUAAUUGUCUAGAUUGCAGCAUAUUUUAUUCUGAGACCUGUAUAUAUUGUUCAGUAUUAAUGGAGCCUUCACAGAUGAGUUACCUACCCAUGCCAUGGACACUUAUGAUCCUCAUACCAUCAGUGAUGCUGGAUUUGAACUGUGAACUGAUAACCAGCUGGGUGGUCUGUGGGAUGCAGUGUCCAUGGUUUCCAAAAAAGGACUGUUAAUUGCAAACUCUCUAAUUCUUUUUGUAUUAAUCCUUUAUGGAGCGUUCAAGCUCUUGUGGAAUACAGUUUGUGUUAGGAUGGUUAUCUUUCUGAUAUUAAGUGACGCCUGCAUUAAACAAACAUCAGAUGUGCUGCUUUUAUUGCCCUUAACUUUGUUGUCAAUCUGACAGUAUUUGUAGUAAUUUUCAGUGAUUUUGCCCUGAGCUGUUAUUCCAAUUUGCACACUUCAGACCAGAUAUCAAGGUUGUAAUCAGACCAAAAGAACCACACUGGUUCACCAAACUGUCAAAUGGCAUCUUGGUUUGGAGCUUUGUUUAAGGUUACAAAGUCUGAAACCGCUUCUCCUUUAUUUGUGGGUUUUUUGUUCACUCUGGAAGCAAAUCUGAACAAAGCAAGGUUUUUCCUUAAAAUCAUGUUGGGUUCACACUGUGAUGGGAUUUAUGUUCACUUAAUAAAAUGGUUAGUAAAACUGAUUCCAAAGUCUAAGUGUUUAUUUGUUUCAAACAAACAUUUUUAACCGUGUGUCCUGCAGCCCCGUUUUUCUGCCAGCAUGGACUCUGAGAAAGAAAUACUGAUGAAGGAAUACGUCAAGAUGAUGACCGACAUGAUCGUGCUGUGUGCCACUCUGGCUCUCUCCCUCUUCUUCUGGAUCCUCUCCCUCACCAUCAGUUCAUACUAUGGUUAGUGUCCUGCCUUUUUAAAACUAAAUACUUAAUUUUUCAAAGUUUUUUUCCAGGAUGCUUGUGUGCAGAUGCAUGAAACAAAUAACAAAACUAGAAAAGCACUCGGAGAGCGCAGACCUCCGCCAAGCAGCUCAUGUCCCCCCUUAUAUUGUGAUUCACACCUAAACUUUUACUGUUACGUGUCUUUUAUUAACUUUUAUUUGUGUUUAAACUGGUAUGUUCACUGUUCAUAAUGUUCCUAAAACAAGAAAUGCCCUGACCGGGAUUCGAACCCAGGACCUUCUUGCUGUGAGGCAACAGUGCUAACCACUACACCACUGUGCUGCCUAUCUACACCACUGUGCCGCCCAUGGGUUAUCUUUCAGCAUUGAAAAUUCCAACGACAUCCUUAUUUUUGUGUGUUCUGGAUCACAGUAUCCGGAAUUUUGUCCGGAAAAGGAUCAACCUUUGACACCUCAUAAAACUCAUUGAGAUCCCUUUGUGUAAUUUUUUACUAAAGACUCUGGCCAUUUUUAUAGAGUUAAAUGCAAAAAUUCCCAAAUUUGCCCUAUCUCACAGUGAUAAAGAAUCCUUCAAAAAAUUCCUGGAUCCAGAAGGCGAUCCGGAUCACCACCAAAAUUUAAUGGGAUCCUCCUGGGGCUGAGACGCACCUCUGGUGAAAAUUUCAGGUCAAUCCGUCUGUAACUUUCUCCGUAAAGUUGCUAACAGACAAACAAACAAACAAACCAACGCUACCGAAAACAUAACCUCCUUGGCAGAGGUAAAAAGAAAAUCAUGUGCUCUUCUCUCAAUCCUCAAUCUUAUUUUUCCUCCUUUAUGGACAAAAAGCGAAAAAGCGCUAAACAAACACACUUGUCUACUCAUGAGCAGUUAGUAUUACUUUCUCUGUACGCGUCAUCACCUUAUGUACCCCUCUAAAGUUUGGGGUCAUUUUUGGCUCUUUUUUUUUUACCAUGGUCUAAUCACUUUGCUUUAGACCACAAUAAAUUCUUUGUCUGCAAAAAGGGUUUCCUGUUGUCUUGCGUAUUACAUCCUAGAUAUUAAUCAACAGCUUCGAGGUUUUUUUAUCUCAUGAAAAUCAAACAAAUUUAAGGACCUUUGUGUCUGUUUUCCUUUUUAUCAUUUUGUUUUUAUUAUGCCUUUAUUGACUACCCCAAAGAAUCAGAUAAUAGGGUUUAAACAGGAUUAUGAACACAGGGGACAUUCAGAUUUAUAUCACAUGGCUUUCUCCGCAGCACUUCCCCCUUUAAGACUUUUCUCAGGGCAACAAACAAGAAGAAAAUUAUCUGAAUCAUGAGUUCAAAGUUGAAUUUUGACUGCAAAUUUUAAGAUAAAGUUAGUUUUUCUUAGCGCCAGAGUGCCUCUAUUGUCAAGUUUUAUACCACUGGUCCACCUUACGCCACAUCAUCUCUGUUGGAGACGAUCUUCUGUCCAUGAUCAUCCUUCUAGCUUUUAAAAGGUUGCACCAUCCAAACAGCAACCUCUGAUGAUGAGGGAUGAAGCCAAAGCAGGAGUGCAGAAAACCGCAGUUCCAUUAGUGUCCACUUGAGGCUGGUGUCAGGAAUUGCUAAUUUUCCAAGUAAACAUUCAUUUAAACCUAACAAUCCCAAGCACGUCUGACUAAACCAGCAGCUUAAACUCAUGUGCAAUGUGUAAAAACAGCUUUUGCUAUGUGCAAGUACAGCAUGUCUAAAAAAGUGAAUAUGGAGCAUCCAUCUUCCUUGAUUUUUUUAUAUUUAAACUGAAAAAGAGGUAGCUACCUUUCUGUUAUAGUAAUAGAGAACUGUGUUGACCUGGUAUUAAUCUUUCUAAAUGCAUUCUCAGGCACUCUGCAGCCGGUGUCACCAUGGCGAUGGCUGUUCUCCAUCUUAGUUCCUCUGGUGCUGACGCUCAGAGCGUUGAAGCGUCGCAGUCUGGACAAAUCAGGAGCUCUGGGAGGUGAGUGCGAGUCUGCACAGUCAUUUAUUUUUGUAGUAGCGAUGAUGAUACGAUUUAUUUUUCCUUCCUCCUUAUUCCCCCUGAUGCCACAUCACUUUUGGAGUUCGUUCGGUCCUUAAAAACUACCAACACCCACACGACGAUCCGCUUUUUGGGAUUAUAAUAACAAUCAUUUUUAAAAGGACCAAUCAGGUUGAUGUAUGAAACCAGUACCAUGAAAACAUAAGAGACAUUUUAGUGUAAACCCAAGCAGGAAAGGCUCUUUGAUGAAAACUUUUUGUCAGCAGGUUUAAAUUUAUUAGUUGAGUAACUGUUUUUCUGCUAACCUUUAACUGUGAAGAAAAACAGUCACUAACCUCAAAAGGAAACCUUUCAGAAAAUUGACAUUAAUCAUGCAGCAGGAAAAGUCCCCGAUUUCAUCUCAGCAUAUACAUAUUCAAUUCAAAAUCAGUUGUGACUGUAAAUAAAGGUUAAAAGAAGAUUUAUACUCUCCAAAACAUUUAAAGCAAUUGAUUCUAGGCAGUAAGUUUGAGCGUAUACAGUUUGCCCUGUUCAGGAUAUAAAGAUUCGUAUUUAUUCCGAUUCAGUUGCUCAAAGUUUAAAGUGAUCUUUUGAUGAAGUCAAAUCCUUAUUGGCCACCAGACAUGAAUCCAAAGUGAAGACGUCACUGACCAUCACUCCUGAAUCUCUCAUCUUCCAAAGAAAAGCCACAUGAAAGUGUCCUACAGAAAUGACUCAAACAGUCCCUUUUUAGAACACGAUAUGUGGUCAAACUGACUCCAUGAGAUCAUUCAGGCUGUGGCUUCGCUGGUCGAGUCUUUACACGCUGUUUCGUUCAGUCUCAGGCUGACUUCAAAGGUUUGGUGAUGGUUUUAUGGUGUGAAUUUGUUCCAGAAAAUCUUUUUUCAAGGUUUUGAGACGCUUGGUUUAUACCGAGUGUAACCUCUUCUUUCCCUGCCAUCACCUGCUCUUUUCAAAUGAGUUAUUUGUUUCUAUUUAUCCAGUUUUAUCAUUUCUAUCUACAAAACAAGCACACGAGAGAUUUGAUUAUUUCUGACUCCUCUUGGGAGCAAAAUAUCAAAAAAAAAAAACUGUCUCAUGUUCAGCAAAAUGACCCAAAACAGGUCCUCUACACAUAUCUACACGAUAGGUCUUCUUUGUCUUUAUCUGUUCAUGUAAAGCUGUGAGUUUUGGUUUAUUUAUAUCUCUCAUAACAAUAAACCACCUGCCCAAUAUUGUUUAGACCCCCUGACCUGAUGGUUCAUGGACUCCCUUGAAACAUAAGCAGCAGGUCCUUUAAGUCCUGAAAAUUGUGAGGUGGGGCCUCUCCGGAUCUGACUUGGUUGUCCAGCACACAAACUUCUCUCCCCACAUGCAUCAUAGACCCUUUGCUAACCCCUACCCUUGGUCCACUUUGACCCCUUUUGGUAUAUCCUGGUGUUGCCAGACCUGAACCAUUCAAUUGACUUAUUUCUUCGCUAGCUAUGGUCGCAUGCAGGAGCGUAUUUUGUUCAAGUAUCAUUAAAAAAAAAGCUGCCUGAGGGCCUGAAGAUCAGGUUCAUCCAGUAUCGGUUUGGGUCCUUGUCCCCAAAGGGUAAAAAAAAAUCCUCAAAUGUGUCAUUUCACAAGAAACUGUUGAACUCUUUACUCACGCAUUCUCUCACAGAGUGGUAAACCUCUUUCCAUCUUUACCUCUAAGACACAUCCUCUCUCAAUGUCCUUCUUAUACUCAGUCAUGUCACUAAAGUCAUGUUUGAAAUGAACCUCAUGAGUUCGGAGAAUUGUAUAGUUUUCAUAGACCAAUAAAAGUUUUAACAUUUGCUGUGUAUUGUUCAAAUGUCCUUCAUUUAAGUACUCGGAAAGUAAAGGAUUUACAAUCCAACAUAACCUGUUUUUGUAUUUUAUAAGCGCCCUAACUCUUUUGGAAUUUUGUUUGCAUGUUUGAUUUGAAGGCAAUAAAAUUUGCUUGACGUCAAACAGGCGGUGUGUUGAGUAGUUCAGCACUUUAUUGUAGGAAACAAAGAAAUUGAUUUUGAUUUAGCUCGUUUAUCAGAAAAAACGCCACGAGCGACACAUAAAAAGACAUUUUUGUGAUACCCUUAUUUUGAAAUGGUUACCAAGUAUCGUAGGAUGUUGUUUCUUUCUCUGGGCUGCGCCAUUGAAGAUCUAAGCUGACCUUUACAGACCUGAUUAUUAUCAAUCUGUUGACGUAGUCAACAACCACAAAGUUCAUGGCAUCAUUUUCUGUUCCAUUGGGAGUAAUGGUCACACUCAGGCGAUUUCUAUGAAACAGUCUUACAAUAGUCCGUCUUUCCGGUCCAGAAACCUUUAAUUUAUGAUAUCUCUAAAAGGGCUCACCACUUUUCAAAUUAACAAGUUCACCCUUUUAUCGAGUCAUCUUUGCCGCCAAACCCGCCUUGAAAUCCGUUGGAUACCCACAAAAAAAAAUCUCUUAUUAAAAGAGCGGGCGGUGUCUCAUGACCGCUGAGUGUGCACUCAGACAAAGAGAUGUGAGAACAUAAAUGAGCGUUUUCUUUGGUUUGAUUUAUUACAGGUGCCAUCGAGAUUUUCGAGAAGUCUAUUUUAUGAAAGUGACACAAUGAAAACAUUUUUUAGAAAUAAAACAAAAACAUUCAAAAAUAUACGACUUUAACACAAUACAAACAGGGAAGUUAGAGUAAAACAGCAUGGGGUUGAAUUCCUGUGUUUACGGUACAUGAUGCAUGAACAGGUGCAGAACUCUUAAAUCUGUCAAAUGUAGCUGCAGUUUUCUGGAGGAGGUUUAAACCCAGAGAAGGAAUUUACUUUUGUUUUUGUUGUGCUCAGAUUUGCACAGAGAGAUUAGCUGUGUAGCUGCAACAGCAUCCAUUCAUAAAGGACGGAUGUUUUUAAUCUAAUCAAUGUAUAAAUGUUGUUUGGAUCAACUUUUCUAGCCUGGAGAAAGAAACAAAAUUUAUGAAGUUGAAACAAACUUUGCAAUAAAAUUGAUCCACCAAAGUUCAAAGAUAUUUUUGCAUUUUUCACAUGAUAUCAUUAAAUUGAUUUUUGGACAACUGUACAAUCACAAGCUUCCCAUGAUUCAACCUUUUUGAUUUGAUUCAGUCAAGGGCAGAUGGGUGAAAUGAGACUUUGUUAAAAGCCAAUGCUGAUUUAGAACAACAGGUUUUAUUCAUAUCAAUCCACCAAAAAAAAGCAAAACACUUAUUGAUAUCUUACUGUUGCACAUGUGUUUAUUCUGCUGCCUCAAUCACUCACUUCAGAAAAGCUAUAUGAUGGCGAAGGAUUCAAACCGUCUCUCUGACCUGAAACUUUUCCUCUCAGCUCUCCUGGUGGGGUUCGUGCUGACGAUGGCAAACUUCAGCUUCUUCUCCUCCCUGCUGGCCUUCUUCAUCACCUCCUCCAGACUUACCCGCUGGGGAGGAGCACAGAAGAAGAAGAUAGACGCAGAGUAUAAAGAAGGUGAGGGGAGGUAAAAGUGUGUUAUGAUUUACUUCAAAAUAAAAGCGCACUCAUGUUUGUGUUUGUGUGCAGGCGGCCAGAGGAACUGGAUUCAGGUUUUCUGUAACGGAGGAGUUCCUACAGAGCUGGCCCUGCUGUACAUGAUUGAGGUUAACACACACACACACACGCACACGCACACAUUAACACUUUUAUCAGGGUGAACAUAUAACAAAUAAAAAGGAUUUCUGUGUUUGUGUUUCCAGGUGGGUCCAGGUGAGAUGCCCAUAGACUUCAGUAAACAGUACUCGGCCUCCUGGAUGUGUCUGUCUCUGCUGGGAGCACUCGCCUGCAGCACAGGGGACACCUGGGCGUCAGAGGUAGGGCCUGUUCUCAGCCAAUCACAGCCCAGACUCAUCACCACCUGGGAGGAAGUACCAGCAGGUAGGAAACAGACUUUCCCUCUUUCAUUUCUCUCACAUCCUCGAAUUUAAGAUCUUUCCUCUCCUUUCUUUUUCUGUUUUCAUUCUGUCUGUCUUUCUUUUUCACUAAUUUAUCAUGAUUCCUUUUUUCUUUUGUUACUUUUCUUUCUCUUUCUCUUUCAUUUCUUGGAUUCCUACCGCAAUUGGAAUGUCUCCGAUCCGGAAUGGCUGCGAUUUUCGCCGUAUGCCAGUUCCUAUCGGAUCCCGAUAUAUUUCUUUGUAGGAUAGUAGGGGGAAGUCCCGCCUCCUUUGCCUCUGAUUGGCCAAAGCUCGAAACUUCAUCUAGCGCUCAAGCCAAACGCGGGCUGUCGGCUCUUUACAUUGAACAGAACAUUAUCGCACUUCUGAAUCUCCUAACCCUUACCCGACAUACAAUGACGUUUCACAGCCAUAAGUAAUAAACAAUCAGAGCCCAGCGCUCUAGCCAAUCAGAGGCGAAGGAGGGCGGGACCUUCCUCUUCCAUCCUAUUAAAAAAAAUGCCGCUAUCCGAUCCGUUUGUGAGGCGAAUUUUGUGGCGGAUUACGGACAGCAGGAAUCGCAAAACUCACAAGAACCAGCAGAUUCACGUGCAAUCGCAUGAUAACAAGUUGUCUUUGGCCACAUAGGCUAACCAUAUAAGCAGUAGAUCGUGUCCUUCCAGAGGAGGAAAUCUACUUCUAGACUUAUAAAAUCAGCAUCUUCUCAUCCAUGGUGUCAACGGGAUAAAAUACUGUCUAUAACCGUUUCACUUGUUCGUCCCCGCCCGUUUGCAUGGUGUGAAAUACAAUUUAGUCUUUUUUCUUUCAUCUCUUUCUUUUUCUGUUUUAUUCUUUCGUUUGUUCUUUCUUUUUGUCUUUUUUCUUACCUCCUCUGUCUUUCGUUUGUUUUAUACUUUCUUUCCUUUUUUUUUUCUUUCAUGUUUUUCCUUCAUUCAUACUUACCCCGUUUUAGAUUGCAUUCUUUUUUUUAAGUUUGUUUAAUUUUUUAAUUUUUGUGUUUCUUUAUUUUUCUUUUUUUAUCCAUGUUUUUUUUUUUUUCUGUUUUGACUUCGACUUAUAUACCGGGACUUAAAUCAGGUCAUUUUACCAUGAAUGAGCUUGAAGAGACUUUCUCUUUAUGAGGCUGUAUACUAAAAGCAUGAAACCAAACAUUUUAUCGUUAUUUUAUCUUAAAUCCGAUAAGUUACACUCCACUUGUACACUGUUCAUUCAUAUAAAGAUGCAUUUCUUUACCGUCAUUUUUCCUUUGCUAUGUGCUCUUUCAGGGACAAACGGAGGAGUAACCACCGUCGGACUGGUCGCCAGUUUCCUGGGUGGUCUUGCAGUGGGUGCGGCUUAUUUUGUGACACAGCUUCUGUUCCUCAAUGACCUACACUUGGCUGACCCACAGUGGCCAAUUAUGUUUUACGGAGGCAUGGCUGGACUGCUGGGAUCCAUGCUGGACUCUUUCCUGGGCGCUCACAUGCAGUAUUCAGGUAGGACCCAGUGAAAAUGGAGAGUCAGAAAAGUCCACAUUUUAUGUCUUAUGUUACUAAGUCUAAACAAGGAGCUCUGCACUGCCCUCUUCUGGUCAAAGAUGUACCUUAGGUGUAUUAUGACAAGUACCUAAAGUCACCGCUCUGUUACCUGUUCAGCACCUCAACAUUUAAGACACUUUUCUAAUGUUAGACGAUCUAACUUAAGAGAAAAACAAAGAGAUUUUUAUCUUAGAGUGUAAAUGUUCAGAACUUUCCUCUCCCCAUCUGUCUUCAGGCUUUGACUCAAGUAUCGGGAAGGUGGUGGGUUACGAGUCGGCCACGACUCAGCGGAUCUGUGGGAAACCAAUCCUGGACAACAAUGCCGUCAAUCUGUUCUCCUCUGUCCUCGUCGCGCUCGUCCUGCCCGGGCUGGCGUGGGGGAUGUGGCCAAGAUAGACUCAAAAACAAAGAAGUGACAGGAAAAGAAUCAUUUGGGUAACAUGCUCGUUGUUUUGGUGAAAGAAACAUCACAGUACAUUUACAAUACAGCUGUGGCUCUAAGAAAGAAACACAGUUUUAUACAUCAGAACAGCUCUGUCAUACAAACGACUGCAGAAAGAUUUCAUGGAAAUUAUCAUCCUGGUAAAACAAAUACUGUAUCCUUGUUACAGACUAUAAAUGAGACAUUUGUGUAGGUUUGAGGAACAUGUAUGACAGCCAUAUUCUGUCGUCUGAAAAUUCUGACAGAUAAAAUGAAAGUUUUGUCAGGAUAAUUAAGAAAAGGAACAUUAAAAAUAUUGAAUCAAUGAAAGAAAAAUGAGAUGAACAGAAAUUUGAAAUUACAAAUUUAAUUUAAGAGACAAAAGUCAAAGCAAUCGGACAUUAAAGUCAAAAUUACGAGAUAAAAUAUCAUAAAUAGAGUAAAAAGUACAAUAUUUUGUUAAAUUAUAAGAUAAAAAUAAAGAAAUUAUGAGAGAAGUUUUUCAUGGAGAAAAAAGUGAAAGUUUAGAGAUAACUUUUAUCUGAUCAACAACUAAAGUUCACAGAAAAAAAGUCAUAAAUCAUUAUUAUGAGCAGAAACACAUUUAUGAGAUUAUGAUUUAAAUGAAUGAGAAACUGUUUUCACAGAUAAAAGUCAUUAUGCAAGAUUAAAAAGUUAAAAUAAAUCAAGUUAUGAGGCAAACAGUUAAAACACACGUCUAUACAACAUAAAGCUACAUUUGUAAUGUCAUAAAAGUCAAGGUUUUAAAGAAAAGUCAACUAUGAGGCAAAAAUCAGAUUUAUAAGACAUAAAAUGUCACUUUUUGUGGUAAAAUGUUGGAUUUAAAAAUUUUUAAAAGUCCUCAUUAUAGGUGAAAGGGAGAAAUCUUGAAAAGGAAAUUAUGCAAAAUGUUGUUUUUCAUGUAAUGAUCAGAUGAAAUCUUAAAGUUAUAAAAAGCUGUCCAUAGAAAUAAAAGUCAACAUAAUGAUUUAAAAGUGAACAUCUGAAUGUUUUUGUCCUACCUCACAAUCACAACUUAUUUAUCUUGUAAUUUUGACUUUUUACCCUCUAACUAGGACCAUUUAUCUCAAAUUAUGACUUUUUAUGUCAUGAAAUAGACUUUUGAACAAAUAAUGAUGACAUUGAAAAUGUAUGAUACCUAAACAUAAACUCUUUUCCCAUCUAACUGUGGUGUUUUUUCUUUUUUGGCUGGCAAAAUGGGCUUCCAUUCUCAUGUCAAGUAUUUUUCUAAUAAAUCUGUUCUGGUGAUUUAAACACAGAUGAUUUAGGCACCACAGCUGCUUUAAUCUGGGACUGGAAGCCUCAAACUUGUGUCCUUAAACGAUGUGUGUUUUUUCUCCUAAACCCUAAAAACCCUCAUAUACAGAAAUAUUCAAGAGAAGAAGUUCAGGUGGAGGGUUAAGAUAAGUAGAAAAGACAGAUUCAGUGUUGAUAAAAUAACCUUAUGUAGGGUUUUUACAUAAAGAGCAGCAACUUUAAUUCACUUGUGAGUUUGCUAUUGUUGCUUUUGCUGACUGCACAACAAGUAAUUUGAAGAGGGACCCCUUAAAAUAAACUGUGAGGGCGAUGAUAGGGUCUAUAAGGGAGAAAGUGUUCAGAGACCAACACAGAGCUCUGGCAUGUCCUGAUGAUUCUCUAAUGAAGAGUUAUUGAUUGUCUUUUUAGUCUCGGCUUCUGGUGUUGUAUUUUGUCAGUGCAGAGUUGUGCACUUACAGUCCUGCUUGUGUUAUUUUGAUCACUUUCUAAGUAAUUUAAAACCCAAAUGAUCCACUUAGAGCGUACUUCAAGGUUGGUGCUUCAAAGAGCACCACAAUAUCUAAAACUUUAAACUUUAGAUAUUGUGCUUUACUUUUAAAACACUGGCUGGGUUUCGAGAUAAUGUCUGAAAUACUACUGAAACACUUUGGUUCAGUAUGUAACUGAUCUUGUUCUGCAAACCCUGCUCAUUAACUCAAGAUCAAAUGUGUAGUCAGUACAGUUUAAUAACAAAUUUGCAAAGAGAGGAUGAAACUGCUCUGAGGCUUCAGCUGCAAUCAGUGGUUUACACUUAGUGUAACUCUCACAGCUGUAAUGAUGAUAUCACAUAUAAAAGAAAGGUCUAUUUAACUUGGGUAUUUAACUGAAUCUGUGCUGGUUUCAUUGGAUGUUUCAGUGUUUAUGUUGAAUAGAAGAAAGGCAGAUUUCAGAAAUGUGCAGUCUCAUGCUCAGCAGUAUCUUCAUUGCACCUGUUUAAUUUAAAAACAUCUGUACAUCAUGAACUGCCUCUAAAGUGUCAAUAAACUGUACAUAUGUCUGAACUGAACUGUGCUCAGUGUUUUAAUGUGUGUCGAUCAGUCAGAAAAUUACAUGAAAAUAUACAAUGUCUUAUUGAUCUUUAUUUACAUUGAUGUGUUUGAUUGCAUACAUGUUUUAAUGCCUGUAAAAAUUGGUAUGAAUUUAAUUUUUAUCAUAAUUGACUAUAAUUUUAACACACAAUGCUAUGACAUUGUUUUUUACGGUAUGAUCAAACAUUUUCUUGAAAUGAUAU
This is a messenger RNA of Xyrichtys novacula (pearly razorfish), 22540 nucleotides long. The record is from the annotation of a GenBank genome assembly. Lineage: Eukaryota; Metazoa; Chordata; Actinopteri; Labriformes; Labridae.